Molecule: messenger RNA, 450 nt
Organism: Eimeria mitis
Lineage: Eukaryota; Apicomplexa; Conoidasida; Eucoccidiorida; Eimeriidae
Exons: 3
Coding region: 1-450 (149 amino acids)
Source: RefSeq, a predicted model, not a curated record
AUGCACCCAGCAGCAGCAGCAGCAGCAGCAGCAGCAGCAGCAGCAGUUGGAGCAGCAGCAGCAGCAGCAGCAGCAAUUGGAGCAGCAGCAAACAAGGGAUUACGCAAACCCCACACCCCCCAGCAGCAGCAGCAGCAGCAGCAGCAGCAACAACAACAGCAGCAGCAUCACCACCAUCACCACCACCGCCACCAACAGCAGCAGCAGCACCACCACCACCAACAGCAGCAACAGCACCACCACCACCACCACCAACAGCAGCAACAGCAGCAACAGCAGCAGCAACAGCAACAGCAGCACCACCAUCACCACCACCGCCACCAACAGCAGCAGCAGCACCACCACCACCAACAGCAGCAACAGCAGCACCACCACCACCACCAACAGCAGCAACAGCACCACCACCACCAACAGCAGCAGCAGCAGCAGCAGCAGCAGCGGGGGGUAUAG